Molecule: messenger RNA, 1752 nt
Organism: Acomys russatus (golden spiny mouse)
Lineage: Eukaryota; Metazoa; Chordata; Mammalia; Rodentia; Muridae
Gene: Fbxl6
Product: F-box and leucine rich repeat protein 6
Exons: 9
Coding region: 45-1652 (535 amino acids)
Biological process (GO): SCF-dependent proteasomal ubiquitin-dependent protein catabolic process
Cellular component (GO): SCF ubiquitin ligase complex
Molecular function (GO): protein binding
Source: RefSeq, a predicted model, not a curated record
UAGCCUACUUACCCACCUUCCGCUUUAGCAGAACUCCGCGGGCUAUGGCUCCAGUGGCCUCUGGGAGAGUUCGGCGUCGAGCUCCGGGCUCCAAGCGGCCCUACGCGCGGGCCCGCUCGGCCGAGGACUGGUGGUGGGACCGGCUGGCACCUCGCGGUUCUGGGUACCACCUGCUGCAAGCGGACAGCAUGCUGCUCGUGUUGCCGGACCUGGAGCCUACCCGCGGUCGUGCGCACAGGCGCGCCCCUCGCCGCGCUCCGAGGCCACCGGCCCGCGGCCCCAAGGCUGCAGCCAAGCCAAGGAUCAAACCCCGACCGGAUCCGUCACCGGAUCAGGGCUCGGACUCCGGCUGGGGAGACCGUAUUCCCUUAGAAGUCCUGGUGCAUAUUUUCGGGUUGUUGGUUGCAGCUCAUGGGCCCAUGCCCUUCCUUGGCAGGGCUGCACGCGUUUGCCGCCACUGGCAUGAAGCCACCUCUCAUCCUUCGCUCUGGCAUACUGUGACCCUGUCACCCCGGCUGGUUGGCCGAGCUGCCAAGGGCAACCUUAAGGCAGAGAAGAAGCUUCUUGCUUCCCUGGAGUGGCUCAUACCCAAUCGGUUCUCACAGCUCCAGAGGUUGACCCUCAUCCAUUGGAAAUCUCAAGUACACUCUGUGUUGGAGCUGGUUAGCAAGUUCUGUCCUCGGCUCACCUUCCUCAAGCUUUCAGACUGCCACAAUGUGACUGCUGACACUCUGGUCACGUUAGCGAAAGCCUGCUGCCAGCUCCACAGUCUGGACCUACACCAUUCCAUGGUGGAGUCCACAGCUGUGGUGAACUUCUUGGAGGAGGCAGGGUCCCGAAUGCGUAAGCUGUGGCUGACCUACAGUUCCCAGACAACAGCCAUCUUGGGUGCGCUGCUGGGCAGCUGCUGCCCCCAGCUUCAAGUCCUGGAGGUCAGCACUGGCAUGAACUGCAACAGCACACCCCUGCAGCUGCCUGUGGAGGCUCUGCAGAAAAGCUGCCCCCAGCUGCAGGUGCUACGGCUCCUGAAUCUGAUUUGGCUUCCCAAGCCUUGUGGACGAGGGGUACCCCAGGGACCAGGCUUCCCCAGUCUCGAGGAGCUCUGCUUGGCUGGCUCCGCCUGCAGCUUUGUGAGCAACGAGGUUCUGGGCCGCUUGCUCCAUCGCUCUCCCAAACUUCGCCUACUGGAUCUUCGAGGCUGUGCUCGGAUCACUCCUACUGGCCUGUGUGAUUUACCGUGUCAAGAGCUGGAGCAGCUGUACCUGGGCCUAUACGGCAUGUCCGAUGGGUUGACUGUAGCUAAGAAGGACAGCCUCUUGUUGACCCAGAAGUGGUAUCACACCCUGAGAGAGCUGGACUUCAGUGGCCAAGGCUUCAGCGAGAAAGACUUGGAACAGGCCCUAGCUGUUUUCUCAGGCACCUCUGGGGGCUUACACCCAGCCUUGUGCUCCCUCAACCUAAGGGGUACCCGUGUCACACCAAGUACAGUCAGUUCUGUGAUUAGCAGUUGCCCAGGGUUGCUGUAUCUCAAUCUGGAGUCCUGUCGUUGCCUCCCCCGGGGUCUGAAGCGUGCCUACCGGGGGCCAGAGGAAGUCCAGUGGUGUCUAGAGCAGCUACUUACAAGCCCACCCUCUUCCAGAGAGUCCACUUAACUCAGUCACCUACCAGCCUUCUCCCUCCCCCUUUUCACUUAGAAUGUUUGAGAUUUUGUUAUAAUAAAGUAUUUGUUGUUGUUGUUAUUUUGUUUUGCUU